CAACCAGAACAUCCCACCGCGUUCACAGGUGUCCGCAACAGCCGAAAUCGAAAGCGAAACGAGGAGCGACAAUCGCAACGUCACUUCCCUUUAUCGAACUUAUCGCGUCGCCCUCCGCGUGACGUCACCUGCCGGGUCGCGUAUAAAGCGCCCCCACCCCGCGUCUCGGCCAAUCAUCGCGCCGCUGUCAGUCUGUGCGACGCUCCCUCGGUCCGCUGCUGUGCGCCAUUUUGCGGUCCGGUUCGUCGUCCUCCCAUCGAAAUUCUUUCAGCCAUGACGAGCCCGAGCGAGACCGAAAACGCGACGGCGCCCGCCACCAAGACGGACAAGCCCGCUGAGACUCCGACCACACCGGCGGCCGCGGCAAGCCCGACGUCGGACGCCGCAGCGACCGCUACAACCACCACCACCACCACGGCGUCGGCGAACAACAAGCCCACGGUCCACAAGACGGAUUACGAGAAGGAUGUGGUCUAUCUGUACCAGUUCACCCGCUGCCCGACGCUGCCCGGAAUCUCGCCCUUCUGCCUCAAAGUGGAAACUUGGCUGCGCAUGAACCAAGUGAAGUAUGAGAAUGUCGACCACAAGCUGAAGUUCAAAUCCAAGAAGGGGCAGCUCCCAUUUGUAGAGCUGAACGGGGAGGAGAUAGCAGACAGCGACAUCAUCAUCAGACAGCUGAGCCAGACUUUUGGCAAGGACCUGGACACCGGGCUGAGCCAGGAGGAGCGCAACAUCGCACAUGCCUUCUCCUCAAUGCUCAACAACCACACGGGCUGGGUAGCCCGCUGCUGGCGCUACCGCCACCCGGGCCAGUUUCUCAAGGCUGCCCAAAUGGAUGUCAAGCGCAUGCUCAACUCCAAGCUGCCCAAGGGCGUGCUGCAGUUCUUCUUUAAGCUCGCCUUCAAGAGUAACGUGCAACAGACCAUAGGUCAUGGCUUGGGUCGCCACACAACGGAGGAGAUCAUUGAAUUCGGCAAAGAUGACCUCAAGAACCUCUCCCAGUUCCUGGGUGGAAAGUCUUUCUUCUUUGGAACAGAGCCUCAUCUUCUGGACUGUGUGGCCUUCGCCCACCUCUGCCAGUUCGUGUACGUGCCCUUCGGAGGCCUGCUGGAGUACAUGGAAUCCGACUGCGCUAACUUGCUGGCCUUCGUGGAGCGCAUGAAGGAGCGCUACUGGCCGGACUGGGACGAGAUCUGCAAGACCCUGGAGCUGAACACCCACCUGCCCAAGAAGGCCCCAGAGGAAGAGCCCGCCGCCAAAAAGGCGGAAGAGCUGGCGGCUGAUGCUACAGAGACUGACGCCAAGAAAGUCGAAGCAAAAGGGGACGAGGUAAAGAAGGAAGAGGUCAUCAAGGAGGAGGUGAAGAAGGUCGAAGAGGUCGUGGCAAAGGCCGUCGCGGAGGUCAAGGAAUGAGCCGACCCUUGCGGGGAAGCCUUAGUCAUCUCUCGUCUCGCUCUUUGAAGGAGGGAAACUACUAUCGCUGCUGCACGGACCGAACACGUCGGUUUCGUUUUUCUCAUUGUAUACUUGGCGCCGUCCCAGCGGAGACCACUCGCGGGCAGGCGCAUAGUGUCCUUUUGUGGGGAGGGGUUGGGACGCAGGGGGGUGCUUUCCCAGGGUUUGAGAGUCUACUAGGGCAUUACUGGUUCAGCAAGUCCGCACUGGUGUUGGCAGACCUGGGAAGGACGGGGGAGUUGCCUCUUGCGAGGUGGAGUAGAGAAGGAACUGAAGACAUCGUACUAUACUCAUGACCCACUGCUACAUACUCGUUGCGAAGGCAUGCAUAUUAUAUUAUAUCAAAGUUGUAAAUUUGCUCCAUGUUCUCAUCUGUCAUGCUCUCCCCUUCCCCCUUUUUUUAAUAUAUGUCUUCAGUUCUCUUUUCUUCUGCUGUAAAGAUUUUCAUUUCUUCCAUUUUGUACUUGAGAGGUCUAGACGCUACGGAAUUGCUCAAGACAAGGAGUUUUGGAAUGACCGUUUUACAUGCUGAUCCCGUCGGCGUCUCUUUAUAUGUCUUAGAUCUCGUACGGCAUCGUGUUUUUGCAGAUUAGGGGUUUUUAAUGGCGUUUUCUCCCCCCUGCUUGUGAACAAAUUUUAGACCUAUACAGUUUUUUGAUGUUGUUUGUGUGGUAUUGUACAUGCCCACAGCUUUUUUUCCCCCCUCCUGCGAGGAAGUUUUUGUAAUGCUCAUUUUUUGCUCUCCUCUUCCCUUCAAUGUGGAACUUUGUAUAAAUGAGACGACACAAAUUAAAGAGCUUGUGGAUGAAAUGAAAA
Molecule: messenger RNA, 2271 nt
Organism: Ixodes scapularis (black-legged tick)
Lineage: Eukaryota; Metazoa; Arthropoda; Arachnida; Ixodida; Ixodidae
Gene: fax
Product: failed axon connections
Exons: 4
Coding region: 274-1413 (379 amino acids)
Cellular component (GO): cytoplasm
Source: RefSeq, a predicted model, not a curated record